CAAAAAACAAACCGUCCUCAGACACUGAGCUAGGUACACGAGCAAACACAAAAUCAAGAACAGGUACACACAAAGCUUCCAAAUCAGAUUCGUGCGGCCGUCAGAUUGAUAUAAGCGUAUCGGCCAGCAAUAUGGCGCCAGCUCCAGCUCGAGCUAUCGCGGUGGCGUUGCUAAUGUUCACCUGCUGUGGGUUGGCCUUGGCCGCGGACAAAGCGCCGAUCAAAUGGAUGAAAGCGCAUGCCACGUUCUACGGCGGCGCUGACGCCGCUGGCACCAUGGGUGGAGCAUGCGGGUACGACAACCUCUACGCGGAGGGGUACGGGACUCGGACGGCGGCGCUGAGCUCAGCGUUAUUCAAAGACGGCACUUCAUGCGGGCAGUGCUACAAAAUCGCGUGUGACCGCAAACGGGCAGACCCCGCGUUCUGCAAACCUGGUGUUACGGUGACGAUCACCGCGACAAACCUCUGCCCGCCUAACAAUGCGCUUCCCAACGAUAACGGUGGAUGGUGCAACCUGCCGCGGGAACACUUUGACAUGGCCCAACCGGCCUGGCAAAAGAUCGGCGUCUAUGAGGGUGGCAUUAUCCCCGUCAUGUACCAGAGGGUACCAUGCCUGAGGAAGGGUGGGGUGCGGUUCAGGAUUGUUGGUCAUGAUUACUUCAACCUAGUUAUCUUGAUGAAUGUGGCGGCUGCUGGUUCAAUCAAGUCAAUGGAUAUCAAGAGCUCCGAUUCAAAUGAUUGGUUGCCAAUGUCCCGUAACUGGGGCGCGUACUGGCAGUGCGGAGGGUAUCUUACCGGGAAAAUGCUCUCGUUUAGAGUGACCGACACUGAUGGACAAACAAUCGUGUUCAACGAAAUUAUGCCGGUCGGAUGGAAGUUUGGUCAAACAUUUGCGAGCAAAUUACAAUUCAAGUGAUUGUUUCUGCGAGUACAAUUAGAAAUAAUUGGAAUGUGUACAUUACCAUUGAUUUGUUAGGGCAUGUAUCCUAGACAAUUCUGUACAGUGUUUACCCUGUUGUAAUAUUGGUGUUUCUAUUAACAUGUAUGAGGCACACAAAAAUGCAGCCGAUUCCACCAGGGUGGUUAAAUAUUUAUUUCCUAUACUUAUGUAGUUUCACAAUAUAUAUAUAGCAAACGUGAGAUACUA
Messenger RNA from Lolium perenne, 1148 nucleotides. RefSeq names its product expansin-A24-like. The record is from RefSeq and is a predicted model, not a curated record. Gene Ontology annotation, biological process: plant-type cell wall organization. Lineage: Eukaryota; Viridiplantae; Streptophyta; Magnoliopsida; Poales; Poaceae. Gene Ontology annotation, cellular component: extracellular region.